AUGGAAUUCUAUUCUCGUCCGAGUGAAUUAAAAUUUGAAGGCAAUUUGGCUGAAAAUUGGAAAAUAUUCAGGAGAGAUUUAGAAAUAUUCAUAAAAGCAGCUGAUAUUUCCGACACACAAACGUCGAGUGGAAGAAAAACAGCAGUUUUAUUAAAUUUUAUUGGAUCUAAGGGUAAAGAUCUGUAUAACACAUUCGAGUUUGAUGAAGGUGAAAAAGAAAAAUUUGAUGUCGUUUUACAAAAGUUUGAAAACUAUGUACAACCUCAAAAAAACCUCGUGCUCAGUAGUUUUCUGUUUAACAGUAGAAAUCAAAAAGAUGGGGAAACUUUUGAAUCAUUCGUCACAGAAUUAAAAAAUAUUGUUAAGGAUUGUGAAUAUAAAGAAGAAGAAAGAAUGGUAAUGGAUAGAAUCAUUCAAGGUGUGCGAGAUGUACGUCUUAGAGAAUUAUUAUUGCGAGAGAAGAAAUUAACUUUGGUUAAAGCUAUUGAAAUUGGCCGAACAUCAGUAUUGAGCAGAGAACAAGCUAGUGUCAUGAAUGCUCCAGAAACUGUUGACCGCAUAAAAACAACCUCAACUGACGAUAAGAAGAAGAAUAAAAAGACAUGGCGGCGAUAUACAACAAAAUGGAGAAAAAAGAUGGAAGAAAUAAUUAUGGUGACAAAGCUAAAACCAAAAACACUAGUCAUUCGGGAAAUUAUUUGUGUAAAAAAUGUGUGGACACCCAAAUUAGAAUUUAAUAAUAAUAAUAAUAUAACAUUCAAAUUAGAUACGGGAGCAGAUAUUUCCAUUAUUCCAUACACAAUGCUAGAUAAAAACAAUCGUAAUAAAAUAAAUAAACAAACUAAGUUGAAUUUAGAAACUUAUAAUGGCGGUUUGUUAGAUUGUGUAACAAUGGGAUUAAUACAAAAGGGAGUUGUAAACAAAGUUGAAAUAAAUACAAAAUUAACUAAUAAGGAAACUUUUAUUGCUAACAAUACUGAUUUGUUUACGGGGUUAGGUUCAUUUCCUGGUUAUUGCAAUAUUAAAAUUGAUCCAAGCUUAAAACCUACAAUCAAAUCCCCUAGAAGAGUACCUUUAGCUUUAAACGACAAACUAAAAUUAAAAUUAAAUGAGUUAGAAGCAAGUGGUGUUAUAUCAAAAUGUGAACCAAAAUCGUGGGUUAGUAAUCUUGUUGUUGUAGAAAAAAAAGAUCAUACGCUAAGAGUGUGUUUAGACCACCGUGACGUAAAUAAGGCUAUCAUUCGAAAAAAUAAACUAAUCCCUACAGUGGAUGAAAUGGUAUCUAAAUUGUCGGGUGCGAAAAUCUUCACUGUCCUCGAUUUAAAAGAUGGAUUUUAUCAUAUAAUUGAUAAAUCAUCCAGUGAACUUUGCACAUUUUCUACACCGCUAGGUUUCUAUCAAUUUCUAAGACUUCCGUUUGGAAUUUCUAGUGCCCCUGAAGAAUUUCAGGAGCAUCAAAGUAUUAGUCCAGCAAAAGAGUAUGUUGACUCAAUUUUAAAACUUAGUUCACCUAAAUCUUAUAAACAACGACGACAUAAAGUAUCCGUUACACAUGAAAAACUAAAACCUAAAAUUGUAACAGAUGAAAAAAAAUAUUUACUUGAUAGAAAAUUUAAAACUAAGAAAUAUUACGAUAAGAGAACUAAAUGUAGACCCGAUUUUAAUUUAAAUGAUAAUGUGUUGUAUAAAUAUAAUAAAGAAUGGAAACCUGCUAAAAUUGUUAAACAAAUAGACAAAAGAUCGUAUGCAAUUUUGAAUGAAAACAAUAAUAUAUUACGCCGAAAUUCAUAUCAUCUAAGAGCGAGUGGUAAUGAGUUUAACUUGCCAAGUGAUAAUGAGUAUCAAUUGUCCACUGAUGAUCACACAACAAAUAGAGUGCCAUAUCACACCAUGAGAGGCCGUGAAACCUCGAAACCAUUAACCUAUCGCGAAUAA
Molecule: messenger RNA, 1935 nt
Organism: Chrysoperla carnea
Lineage: Eukaryota; Metazoa; Arthropoda; Insecta; Neuroptera; Chrysopidae
Exons: 5
Coding region: 1-1935 (644 amino acids)
Source: RefSeq, a predicted model, not a curated record